This is a messenger RNA of Cordyceps fumosorosea ARSEF 2679, 825 nucleotides long. RefSeq lists its product as hypothetical. The coding region runs from base 1 to 825 and encodes 274 amino acids. The record is from RefSeq and is a predicted model, not a curated record. The transcript has a single exon. Lineage: Eukaryota; Fungi; Ascomycota; Sordariomycetes; Hypocreales; Cordycipitaceae.
AUGGACGAUUCUGCGACCUAUGCGCGCACUGCUUACGACCUAAAUGGCAAACCUUCUUUCGUUGGCAACGAGCAGCUACAGGCACACAAUGCUGGUCAUCCAAUCUUGACGCCAGGUGGAACAAUUGAAAUACCUGACUCAGAGGGACCCGACGACGAGGACCCUGGAAGCACGCAAACCAGAAAUGCAGAGACCAACGCCGACACCAACGCCGACACCAAUGAAGGCACCAAGGAAGGCACCAAUGCAGACAUGCACGCGGACCCCGCUCCAUACAAUGGAGCCAAUACGUCUCGCAGAAGCAAGAUUUCCAGAAAGCGCAAGGCAUCAGCGUGCACAGGUGGAAAACGCGACGCACCUGCCAAGAGGCGCAAGGUUUUCAAAGAUUUAAGCCAAGAGGUACGCGUUCCUGGAGCAGAUCCCUUGAGAGAAGAGCGGGCGGAGAAACGAGAGUUUCGGGUUGAUUUGGCUUUCCGUGACCACCCACCCAUUAUUGAGGCUCCAACUCAAGCCGACGCAAGAUCCAACGCGACCCAAGAAGUGCAGUCGCCGACACCAACGGGUGCAAAAUAUACUACUUCAACAAAGUCUUCUCCAUUUCUGUUAAGCGGCGCUGAAAUCCUGUCCAUAAUUCCAAGAGACGAGUGCAUCGAAAUUGAGGUUGAUGGCUGCUGGAGGAUGCAAUUCGUUGACAAGCCAUUGUCUUCCACAACAUAUCGUGGUUCAUACACAGUCCGCGUAACGUCGAUUGAGCGGCUGAAACUUGCAGGACCUGCUGGCAAAGGCGUUUUUUGGCUGUGUCAAUCUUACUGCCGAGCUGGAUGA